Cololabis saira (Pacific saury) is the source of this 1786-nucleotide messenger RNA. It is a transcript of the gene mlf1, whose product is annotated as myeloid leukemia factor 1. The transcript is spliced from 8 exons. The record is from RefSeq and is a predicted model, not a curated record. Gene Ontology annotation, cellular component: nucleus; cytoplasm. Lineage: Eukaryota; Metazoa; Chordata; Actinopteri; Beloniformes; Belonidae. Gene Ontology annotation, biological process: regulation of DNA-templated transcription. Bases 116 to 931 code for a protein of 271 amino acids.
UUUUCAUUGCUUGCCAACUUCUCCGUUGAGCGGUGAAGCAGGUAACGCGAGUGGCGAUCACGGACUUACUACUCGAGGCUCUACUUUUAAAUUUACAGCUCCAAAAUCCCUGGAAAUGUUCAAUAGUAUGAACAGAGACUUUGAAGAAGAUCCAUUCUUCUCGGAUCAUUUUCGUGCUCACAGGGAGCAUAUGCGCCAGAUGAUGCGUAGCUUUUCUGAGCCCAUGGGCGCUCCUUUAAUGCCCAGCAUAACAGAUGGGAGAAACCGAGGCCGUGAUGUGGCGGACCAUCUUAAUUCACCCCUUGCACUGAGAAACGAGCACAGGGAUAUGAGCCGGUCAUUGUUGCCCUUUGGCACUUUUGGCAAUACGGACAUGAUGUCUAACCCUUUUGGGAUGUUUGACAACAUGAGGGCCAACAUGAGAAACAGGACGGAUGACACGCAAAGAAACUCUGAGAACGCUCACUCUUUCAGCUCUUCAUCAGUAAUGACGUAUUCAAAAGUUGGAAAUGAGCCUCCAAAGGUCUUCCAAGCAAGCUCUUCAACUCGCCGUGGCCCUGGAGGGAUCAAGGAGACCCGCCAAGCAGUAAAAGACUCUGAGAGUGGUGAGGAGAAGAUGAGUAUUGGUCACUACAUCCAGGACAAGGGGCGUCUUGUUGAGAAGAAAUUCAACAAGAAAACGGGACAGAAGGAGUUAAGCCAGGACUUUCAAAAUAUGGAUGAAUCUGAAGCGCAGUCUUUCGAUGAUGAGUGGCAGCAGGAGGUGUCCAAGUUUCAAUCAUCAGCCCCCCUGUCUAGCCUGAGAGAACCUCCACCCCGAGCUGCUCACCGAGCCGCCCUCACGGGUCCCGAACACUCCCCCAGAGACCAACAAAAGAGCAAGACCGGAGGUAAAGACAAACCCGAAAGCUCAGCCAAGACGAAACAGUAGAAGCACCAGUCUAUGUUUUCAUUAAAGUCUCUCAAGCCUCUCACAGCCAUCGUGGUGCCUCUCCCUAACUCCCCACUCAAACAUACACCACAGUGACAUUUGGCCUGAGUUUCUAAUAGUCUGAUUGUAAAUGAGGUUUUAUAUAUUUUGCCCAACUGCAUGAACACAUUUAUGCUAUAAAACAAGGACAAAACUAAAGAGCUAUAACAAGUUAAUGUUUUAUACUUCAGCCACUAUAAUUUGAGUGCUGAUGAGGAAAAUCUAGUUCACUGUGUUUUUGUAAUUUAUGUAAAUUUAUAGAACAUACAAAAUUAGAAAUAUGUUAUUAUACCACUACACAAUUACCUUGAGUAGUUUCGGGUUCCUAUUUUCUCUUAAUGAAAAUUAUUGAUUGAAAAUGAUAUUGAUGCAAGAUUUGUUUAAAAUGUUCAAAUAAAUCUGAUGCCGAGAAAAGGCUCAUUAAUAGCAUUAAUGGAUGUCGACAUUAGUAUUUAACUGUCUCAAGUUCAACACACAGAAGGUUAAUCUGGUUCUCAUCCUCUUUAUCAUUAUGUACUUAUGACACAAUUACAAGUCGUGUGAAAUCCACGUAGAUAAUAUCCACAUUUUCAAUUUGUAAUUAUGUCUGUUACCUAAUGUUCUAGCUCUUUGUACUUUAUCUGCUGUAAUCUUUGUAAAAAGAAAUGCUUUUACCCAUCCCUUUUUAUAUUACUUUAUAGUCUCUUUUUUUUUUUUUUCACCUGAACUCUGUGCCGCAGAGCACAAACUCUAAGCAACACAUGGAUAAUUUUCAAUGAAUAAAGAUUUAUUCUUGUAUAUUUUUACACCUAUUAAAAGUAAACUGUGUCAGCAUGG